Trichomonas vaginalis G3 is the source of this 438-nucleotide messenger RNA. RefSeq lists its product as uncharacterized. Lineage: Eukaryota; Parabasalia; Trichomonadida; Trichomonadidae. Bases 1 to 438 code for a protein of 145 amino acids. The record is from RefSeq and is a predicted model, not a curated record. The transcript has a single exon.
AUGACUCAAACUCCUACUGAAGUUAUCCCAAGCUCAACUACAAUAGAACCUGAAGAAUCGAAGUAUAGAGGGCAAGUUGAAGAUAUCAAGAGGCGUUCCAAUGAUAUUUUAGAACGAAUUCAGGAUUUCGAGAACAAUAGUAAAGCUUUAAGAGAACAACAAGAAUACGAAAGAGAAAGGAAAAUGAAAGACCGCUUAAGACUUAAAAAGAGUGAUCCUUUUACACCGAGAACUUUUGAAUCACUUCACGAAGAAGAAUUAGAUCUUAGAGCACAAUUACAACGUCUUAAAAAGAAAAAUUCACGAUUAAAGAGUCAAAUGGAUGACAUGAAAAAGCUAUUAGCUGAUUCAGAGGCAAAGGAGCGGGAACUACAAGAUGAACUCGAUUUUACAUACCAAAAACGUCUUCUAUUAAGCAAAAAGCUCGAAGAUAUUUAA